Messenger RNA from Liolophura sinensis, 3685 nucleotides. RefSeq names its product tetraspanin-13-like. The record is from RefSeq and is a predicted model, not a curated record. Bases 76 to 759 code for a protein of 227 amino acids. Gene Ontology annotation, cellular component: membrane. Lineage: Eukaryota; Metazoa; Mollusca; Polyplacophora; Chitonida; Chitonidae. The transcript has 6 exons.
ACACUCCAUGAUUCACGUCCCAGACAGCAAGAAGACAAUCGUUAGUGGAUUUGCUACGUACAUCGAAAAUCUACCAUGGUUUGUGGGGGAUUCUCUUGCUCGAAGAAUGCCCUCGUGGCUCUGAACGUUUUGUAUAUCAUCGUGGCAUUUAUCCUGAUUGGGGUGGCAGCAUAUGGGAAGGCAGUUGCAGUAGUGACUAGCCUGGCACUCGUGGGCAGUAUUAUAACAUGUGGUGUAGUGCUCUUAUUCAUUGCCAUUAUUGGGCUAAUAGGAGCCGUGAAGCACCAUCAAGUCAUGCUGUUCUUUUACAUGAUAAUCCUUUUCCUGUUGUUCCUGUUGCAAUUUGCCUUGGCCUGUGCGUGUUUAGCAGUGAACGAAGACCAGCAGAGGAACAUCGUCGAACGUGGCUGGAACAUGUCACCAAAUAGCAUGAUUGCUCAGGUGCAAACAAAAUUGGACUGCUGUGGGUUUCAAGAAAUUCCAAAACCUGGACUAAGUUUCGUGCCAUGUUCUGAGUCCGAGUGCUGCCAGGGCAAUAUGAACACCUAUUGCUGUAGCGGUAACACAUCUCUGCCAUGGACUGGCACUUGCGAUUGUGCAAAUUGCUGGGAUGAACUCAAACCCAAAAUUAACAAAGCCUUCAAAGCUACUGGUGGUGUUGGCCUGUUCUUCAGCUUUACUGAGAUUUUGGGGGUGUGGCUCACCGUACGUUAUCGCAACCAAAAAGACCCACGUGCUAAUCCAAGCGCAUUUUUGUAAAGCCAACUUUGUCAUGCAUCUAGUACUUGAGAUCAUUGGUGUCUGGCUGGCGAUGAGAUACAGGAACCAGAAAGACCCACGGGCCAAUCCCAGCGCUUUUUUGUGAACUGGCUUAUUACCUGUACUUCAUGUAUUUAGCAAUGCAAACAUUCUUCUCAAGACCAAGUUUCCCUGGGACAGUUCUACAUGGAUAGCUUCCCCUGCUAUGACAGGGGAUUACCUGUACUUGACAUGUACUAGUCUCUCAAAUUUCAUUUUCAUUUACAUUUUCAUGGCAUCAUUUGACUGUGUCACUUGGGUUGGUAUACCAUUUAGGAAGUGUGAAAUUGACAGAUGGCUUGUGUGGUAUUAGCCUGAAGUAUGGAGUCAGGACUUCAUUCUCAUACUUUCAUUUUCAUUUUUCAUGGUCACCUGUUCAUUGAUUGUUUAGCUUCACCAUUCAAGAUGUUGUGAGCAUUGUUAUUUAGGACUCACUGUUUAUGCAUGUAUAUACCGUGUAGAGAGGAUUUGGCCUGGUUGAGGACUACUGCGGUCUGUAAUCAGGAACAUUAUGAAAGCUUGUGAAACCAUGUUGCACAGGGACGUAAAAUAUUUAAUGUACUACUUAGCUUGGCUCUUUCUGUCUUCUAGUCCUGGUUUAAAUUUUUUUCAAAUUCCGAAAGUUUUAAAGUAUCAGUUUGGACUUGUACAGUACAUUUCUAAAAUCUAAAUCCUUUAUUAACAGCACACAAGUGGUACGUAGUUACUAGUAUCAGUAUGACUGAAUGAGAACUCUUCACUGCUUACGGAACAUAUGCCACUCUCUACACUCACUUUGCAUCACUGCCAGCUUGACCUUUGGAGCCUGUGAGAAGCACCAUUUAUGUGCUCAAGCAGACCUGUAAUCAGCAUUCAUGGUGACCAUUCAAAUCAUGUUGUGCAUAUUUUAGAUAAAUAGAAUGCAUAUGUAUCAAGUAUUAAUAGAAACAAAGGUUAAGACAGAGUUUUUGGUGUUUUCUGACAUCACCUUUUGUCUUAUCACUGUGACCUUUGCGGUCUUCAAGAUCUGAGUACAAAAUUUGCCUAUGGUGUUUUUUUUUUUGUGUUUUCUGACAUCACUUUUUGUCUUAUCACUGUGACCCUGGCGGUCUUCAAGAUCUGAGUACAAAAUUUGCCUAUGGUGUUUUUUUUUUGUGUUUUCGGACAUCACUUUUUGUCUUAUCACUGUGACCCUGGCGGUCUUCAAGAUCUGAGUACAAAAUUUGCCUAUGGUGGCAGUGAUGUAAAGCAAACGUAGAGAAAAUGUGCUGUUAAAAGGGAAAAGAAGAAAAAAAAAAAAGACAAAAUAGGAUUACAACAGAGAAUUAGCCAUGGUUAAAUGUUAUUUGGCUUUCACCAUUUAAUAGUUGGGCAUGUUUGAGAUACAAUGGUGAAGUGUGAAUCUACUCGACAUGCACGUUAGACCUUAUAUGCAAGCUGCCUAUAAUUGGUCUGGAUUGAAAACUGUACAUGUACUGUGUGGAUUGACAGGUCAUUGGGCCAUUUGUCUUUGGUAUCUAAUUUUGCUUUAAAAUGCCAUUCGUAGUUUCCAAAAUACAUUGAUGAAGAAAAUGGCAAAAGAAAGGAAUUUAUAUAGUAUGUAUGUGCAAUAAUUUUAAGUUUUUGUGGCCUGGUAUGCAAGGGCCACAGUGAUUGUCUGUUUUAGCCUAUUUGCUACUGUAACCUCCUACAUCUAUUCAGAAUGUGUUUGAUAUUGAAGGGUUUCAGAAAUGUACACGUUUGUGAAAAAUUAGCAUUUGCUAAAACUUCAGAGAUGAUAAUGGAAUGUGUGAUUCUGCUUAGAAUGUGUUAGAUUUUGAAGGGUUUCAGAAAUGUACACGUGUGUGAAAUAUUAACAUUUACUAAAACUUCAGAGAUAAUAAUGGUUUUAGACAAACAAAGCACAUACACCCCUUCAUUCCAAGAAGAAUUGUCAGGAAAAUCUUAUGGCAUGUGAAUUUUGAGUGGGGUUUCUCCAGUUUAAUUUUUAUUAUUUAUAUGUGUCAAAGGUGUAUAAACUAGAAAUGUUUCCUUAAGUGUUGUUUUGGGUGUAAAUAAUACAUUUUGUACCAAACAGGUUUGUAUGGUGGUGUAUUUAUUUUUGAACUUGAAAGAUGUUUUCAUUUGUUUGGACUCGUAAGGGAACCUGCUGAGUGAAUUAGGGGAGAUAACCAGGUUAAUGAAACCAAGCAUAAUAUAUAUUUAAUACCGAUACUCCAUGGGUUGGAGUGCAACUCACUUCUGUUUGCUGUCUUCCUAUGAAAAAGGUCUCUUGUCCAUGGUUUAUCUUGAUAUCAGACAUCUUUAGCAUGUCUGUUUAGUUAAAUGCUCUGUGUAUUUAUGUCCACACUGAUUUUUUUGAUUUGAGAUACAAGAACAUGUGGUUCUCACAGAUUAAGGAGAAUAAAUUAUUAGUCUUAGAAGUAAUUUUCUUUUAGAGAUAUCCAUCAGAAUAUAAGUGGUCUGUACAAGUAAAUUGGAUGUAUCAUCGUCAUAGGACAGAAACAUUUUUAAAUAUGAUGUAAACCCAAGCAUACAUAUGCAUAUAAACCCUGUAUACCUAAUUUAAUUUUGAAAGGGACUUUGGUCUGUUUGUAUAUGACACUAUAAGGCUAUACAUCUACAUGUAUACUUUCCUGGUGUAUUUUCUCUUAAUAUCGAUACAGAAUUGUUAUUUGAUGUUUAGACUAUGAAGAAUUGGAAAAUCAAUAUAAAUGCCAUGCGUUUUCAUGUCUGGGUACUAUACAUACUGGAAGUCACCAAUAUAAAUCUUAACUAAAUGACUAAUGUGGGAAAAUAACCAUGACAUUGCUUGUUUGAUCUGAUAUGUUUUGUUUGAUCUGGUUUUAAUUAAGUCCCAUUCUACGUUGUGUAAGAAUAUGUGUACAGAUAACCUAAAAUAAACAUU